Bombus pascuorum is the source of this 3103-nucleotide messenger RNA. RefSeq lists its product as uncharacterized. The record is from RefSeq and is a predicted model, not a curated record. Bases 184 to 2841 code for a protein of 885 amino acids. The transcript has 10 exons. Lineage: Eukaryota; Metazoa; Arthropoda; Insecta; Hymenoptera; Apidae.
AAUCUUUGCACGGUAUUAAUGAAAAUAACAUAGAAGCAAAGAAUAAAAUAUCCUUGCGCAUGUUUGAAAAUCACGCCGGCGCAGUGAACGGAGUACUCGAGUUCAUUCGGAUUGGCUGAAUGGUUCAGUAGACUUGUGGACAACGUCUCACCCCUUUUAGUAUAGCCGAGUGCAUCCGGCGCGAUGUUGUUGUGUGGUGUUUUGUGUACUGCAUUGUCAGUUUCGUUCGGUGCGAUCGUACAAAUUCUAAUAUUUCUUCUGCAAAACUCGAACAUCUCGAAAGUGCAAGCUUCCCUUCCACCGGGAGCUGAGGAUGAAAUUAUUCUGAUCGAGCAUCUGCCAGGACGUCGAGUGCAUCUGCAAGACUUCUUUUGGUCAGAUGCCAAGGAUGCACCACCAUGGGUAGAUGCUAAUCAAGGGCUGACGUUUUACGAAACCAAAACAGUUCAUCAUACCGUAACAGUGUACUCGCCGGCAGAAGACAAAGAUAAUCAUAAACCAUUUCCCGAUUACGCCGAACCUAACGAACCAAAAUGCACUACUUGCAUCGAACCAACGCCUAGAUUGGACGACGACACGGACCAAAAUAUCGGUGUCCUUAUCGGAGAAGAUCCUGGUCCAAGAUACUGGUUGCUGACAGUUCUUCGGGCGGGUGAAGCUAUACCGCCAAAAAUCGAAUUGAAACUAGCCCGAUUGUAUAAGACUGCGUUUUCAAGGCAGCAGCAUCGUCAUCUUGGACUUUCACAGACGAACACACGAUUUCGAAGAAUUACAAGAGGGCACGCGCUUCUUAGAAACAAGCCAGAGGUCGCCAGUGUGGGAGAAAUGCCGCGAAAUUCCAGGAUCUCAUCGCCUAAACUAAGGAUUCCAGGGAAUUCAGAGUCUCAGACAAUGCCAAACCAACUGAAACUACUUCAAGUAUCCAGCUUUAAAAAUACUCUUGUCCCAACGACGACAAGCGUUAACGAUGUUGGGAAUCGUAAUGAGCAAAUUCAAAUAGACGAUUUUCAAUUAAAAAUAACAAAAUCUAACCUCGUCAAAGAGAAAAUAUCGUACGAUAAAAAUCUAUCUGCAACUACGUCGUUAGACUUUAAUGAAAAUACGACAGACUAUCCUGGUCAACGAUCCUUGCAGUAUGAUUUAUUUUUUAAUUCGUCUUCUAAUCUUUUUAACGAUCUUCACGAUCGUACGAAUAAUCGUACCACGUCAAGGGAAGAAAUAUUAAAAGAUGGCGGUUCAGACAGCACGAAUACAAGCAAAUAUUCCGAGUUACGUUUAUUGGAUCAUUCUGGGGUCGAGGCAGUCCAAGUUAGAAUGCAAAAUACAAGCGUAACGGACAGUGGGGCUACGAAGUUGAUUUAUUCGGUUCACCUAGGAGGGAAACCUGUACCCGCAGAAACAGCUGCCAGGGAUAUGGCUCUUUUGUCACCUCAAGAGGUUGCAUUGGAACUUGGCGCGCCAGUUCUUAUUCAGAGCGAACCAUACUUGAAAGAAACACGACCAUUGGCUCUUUCGAGGAAAAGAGAUGCAUGGCUAUUAAUCGGUGCAGCAAGCGCUGGUUUUAUUUUGUUAGCAUUGGUUGUCGCGGGAUUAGUUCUCGCAGCAAAAAGGAAACGAGCACACAGCGCUGUAGCUGCACCACCGAGUCAUCAUGUUUUAAGAAAGAAACAAGAAUAUAUACAAGCAGCUACUGGUCUUGAUAAUAAUGCUUGUUCGACAUCCGAAAUGGAAAUUAAGACUGACGGUACCAGUCAGAGACAGACUCCUGGAAGUUUAUCGAGGACUCCGGUGUCUCUCGAAACCCCCGACAGUCUCGAGGCAGGAAUUCAUCAAGUUUCGAGCGACAACGACGAAGAAGAGAAAAGUAAAGCGCUAGAACCAAGACCGUGGGAGUACUCUUCGAAAAGAACCAGAAUGGCACAUGGAAGAAUGUCACGAACAAACGCUGUUGACACGCCUCGAACAUCUGAUUCAAUGGAUGUCAUUGUCGAUCAUCUAGAAACAUUAGAUUCUUUGGAAAAAGAUUACACGAGGCAAGAAGAAGCCACUGCUUCACCGCAUUCUUACCUUUCUAUGCCAUCUUGUAAACCAUUCCCCAGCAUGAAAAGUGUUGAACCACUUUCUAGAGUACUCGAACCAGUUAUGGUCAAGCAUCUAGACAUAGACUCCCCAGAACUGGUAAGGCGAGACAACGAUCGUUUGGGUCUUUAUACAGGUAAUGGUGUGAAUGAUAAAUUUUUUGCGCGAACUUCGAGUGCUAUCAAAGACCCUGGAGUUAUAGGACCAAUAGUAUGGAAUCUUCGGCGACAAAACUUGUCUGUAGAAGAUAAUGGUACAUCCGGGACAGAUGUUGAUCCAACUUAUGCAAUGCCAUCCGGUCCCGUGGGGAAAGCAAGGAGAAGACUUCACGAACUCCUGGAAGAUUCUUUCAGUCUCUUUGGAAGUAGAGAUGCAAAAUCAGAAGCACAAUUAUGCGCCACAAGACCAAGUUCAGCAGCACGUGCGCCGGAUAUGCUCACAAUAUUUUCCGAAACUAAAGGAAGAACCACUCAUGCUAGUCCUAUAUCUCCACCAUUAGCGGAAAUGCAGGUUCGACCUCGUACGUCGUUACCGGUGAAGUCCAACGACGGUGAUAUUGCAGAAAAUGGACAUUUCCAACCACCGCGAUCUCGCAGUGGUUGGGGUUCCAGACCACUAAGUGCUGGUCCCUUUCAUAGGCCUAACUUGCCAGAUGUUGAUACGAGGCGUAUACUUGUCGACAGCCAACUUCCACCGGAAGAUCCAGCAGUACCAUUAAUAGCUUCGAUUAAAAGAGAACUUGAAAAGUUUUCUCCGCAAUAAAAUAAAUAAUCGAAGAGGUAACAACAUUAAGCAAUAACAAGUAUUAAAAACUAAAGUACAAUUGAGUUAGUUCAAAGAUUGAUGAACGUGCAAACUCCAAUUAUACUUCCUACACUGAUUCCACAGAGAUUGAAAUUAUUGAGGAUAUUCUAAUGAAGAAUUAAUAGAAAGAAUUUCCUGAGACUGUUAUUUAUAAGUGCAACCAACUACUGCUAAUUGACAAUUGCUAGUACAAUAUUAAUUUCCAGCAGUUUCAAUCUCU